CUAAUAAUCCGUCAGCAGCCUGUUGCUGCGCGUGCGUGCGGCUUCGGCGAGCGGGAUCGCAGAGUCAUCGAUCCUCCACCAAUUCUACAGCUCGAGAUCAUCAAUGCUGAGACCGGCCAGCCAGAGCAAGAUUACAACGCUUUGCUGGCGUUGCAUUGUACCCUCAUGGCUCCGGAUACCGAGCGUGAUGAUACGGAGGUGCAGCCGACCACGGCGGACUCUCAAGCGACACGCCGGCUGAUGGGUACGUUGGUGGCAUCCCCGUACCCGGCUAAAGACGAGCACGGUACCGCUGGCACAUUCUUCGUCUUUCCAGAUCUCAGCUGUCGCUCGCCGGGCAACUACCGGCUCCGUUUCAACCUUCUGCGCAUCGAUCCUAUGGCCAUGUUACCUGGCGUAUCUUCUCCGAGGGUCGCCGUCGUCACCACCGACAUCUUCACCGUCUACACGGCCAAAGACUUUCCAGGUAUGCGUGCCAGUAGUGCGUUGCUGAAGGCACUGCGGAGACAGGGCUUGAAUGUAGGGGUCAAGAAG
Baudoinia panamericana UAMH 10762 is the source of this 534-nucleotide messenger RNA. RefSeq lists its product as uncharacterized. The annotation marks the transcript as partial. The transcript has a single exon. NCBI's taxonomy places the organism in Eukaryota, Fungi, Ascomycota, Dothideomycetes, Mycosphaerellales, Teratosphaeriaceae. The record is from RefSeq and is a predicted model, not a curated record.